This is a messenger RNA of Myripristis murdjan (pinecone soldierfish), 2560 nucleotides long. It is a transcript of the gene sars1, whose product is annotated as seryl-tRNA synthetase 1. The record is from RefSeq and is a predicted model, not a curated record. Gene Ontology annotation, molecular function: serine-tRNA ligase activity; ATP binding. The transcript is spliced from 11 exons. NCBI's taxonomy places the organism in Eukaryota, Metazoa, Chordata, Actinopteri, Holocentriformes, Holocentridae. Gene Ontology annotation, biological process: seryl-tRNA aminoacylation. Bases 1 to 1548 code for a protein of 515 amino acids.
AUGGUGCUCGAUUUGGACCUGUUUCGGACCGACAAAGGCGGCGAUCCAGAAGUCGUCCGUGAGACUCAGAGGAAGAGGUUUAAAGAUGUUACACUCGUGGAUAAACUGGUCGCCGCGGACACAGAGUGGAGAAAAUGCCGCUUCACUGCAGACAACCUCAACAAGGCAAAGAACCUCUGCAGCAAAAGUAUUGGGGAAAAGAUGAAGAAGAAGGAACCAGUCGGGGAGGAUGACUCUUUACCUGAUGAAGCACAGAACCUGGAGUCCCUAACAGCUGAAACACUAUCGGCCCUGACAGUAACCCAGAUCAAGAAGGUGCGUCUCUUGGUGGAAGAGGCUGUGGAGAAGACGGACAGCGAGAGGACAAAGCUGGAGGCAGAACGCUUCGAGUACCUUAGAGAAAUAGGCAACCUCCUGCAUCCAUCUGUGCCCAUCAGCAACGAUGAGGAUGCAGACAACAAGGUGGAGCGCACCUGGGGCGACUGUAGCGCCCAGAAGAAGUACUCGCACGUUGACCUGGUGGUCAUGAUCGACGGGUUUGAUGGAGAAAAGGGAGCGGUGGUGGCUGGGAGCAGAGGCUACUUCUUGAAGGGGCCUCUGGUGUUCCUGGAGCAGGCCCUCAUCAAUUACGCCCUGAGGAUCCUCCACAGCAAGAAUUACACCAUGCUCUACACACCCUUCUUCAUGAGGAAAGAGGUCAUGCAGGAAGUCGCCCAGCUCAGCCAGUUUGACGAAGAGCUUUACAAGGUGAUCGGUAAAGGCAGCGAGAAGUCAGACGACAACUCCAUCGACGAGAAAUACCUCAUCGCCACCUCAGAGCAGCCGAUCGCAGCCUUCCUGAGGGAAGAGUGGCUCAAACCCGAGGACCUGCCGAUCCGCUACGCCGGCAUCUCCACCUGCUUCAGACAGGAAGUGGGCUCCCACGGCCGAGACACCCGUGGGAUCUUCAGGGUGCACCAGUUUGAGAAGAUCGAGCAGUUUGUUUAUUCCUCUCCCCACGACAACAAAUCCUGGGAGAUGUUCGACGAGAUGAUCGGGACGGCAGAGGAGUUCUACCAGUCGCUAGGGAUUCCUUACCGCAUCGUCAACAUUGUUUCUGGUGCCCUGAAUCAUGCAGCCAGUAAGAAGCUGGACCUGGAGGCCUGGUUCCCCGGCUCCGGUGCUUUCAGAGAGCUGGUCUCCUGCUCCAACUGCACCGACUACCAGGCCCGACGCCUCCGCAUUCGCUACGGACAGACCAAGAAGAUGAUGGACAAGGCAGAGUUUGUCCACAUGUUGAACGCAACCAUGUGUGCCACCACGCGUGUGAUGUGUGCCAUCUUGGAGAAUUACCAGACUGAAGACGGCAUCGUCAUUCCAGAGAAGCUCAGGGACUUCAUGCCCCCUGGUCUGACAGAGAUGAUAAAGUUUGUGAAGCCCGCCCCCAUCGAUCAGGAGAUGAGCAAGAAGGCAAAGAAGCAGCAGGAAGGUGGCAAGAAGAAGAAGCAGGGCGGAGGAGACCAGGGCCUGCAGAGCGGCUUGGAGAACAUGUCCGUCAACGACUCCUAGACCCCGGCACACUCGCUUCACCUCCCUCUCAGACAGAAAUGGAUGCACUAGAGCCUCUUGGUUAGGUAGAUGCUUUGGGGGUGAAGGUGUCCACUGACCUUGCUCUGGGCUCAGCUUUGUGGUUUCCCCCCUCUCUCUGAAUUGGUUAAAGUGUGGAAAAGCACAAACUGACCUCUGAAGUCUGCACUUAAGGUCAUCUUCGCCCUGUCAGGACGAGCGGCUCUGCGCUGUCUGUAUCUGUCUGGAUGGACGGUGACGCUCUCAUUCAUCUCCAGCUUUUCGUCCUCCUUUCUUACCUCCCCCUCAGUUCAAAAAAGGGAUCACUCUGUCGUCUCAGCCACCUCAGAGACUGGCCGCCCGGCCGCUCAGUCUGUCUGUCACUGUCCCCCUCUCUGCAGCGAUACUGAGCCCAAAGCAGACAGAUAAUGUUAGGUCACAUAGAGCAGGCCAGUACUUCAGUAUUCACAAGCAGCAGCUAGAUUUCUCCUGUUUAGUCUCUGUGAGUGGUCGCUUAUGGAAACGAGGCACUGACUGCAUCCAGGUACAAGUUGGUUCCUUUGGGAAUCUUUUGCAUUAAGUCAGGGUUAUGAGCUGCUGAAGGGACUUGGGUGUUUUGUCUAAUGCUGAGCGAAUUACCGUUGGAACUCUUCAAAUUCAUCGGCUUUCAUACUGUACUUUCAUAAUGUCUGCGCUAAGAACAAAAUGCAUCUUUCAUUGAUCAGGCAUAGACGGAUAACUUGAAGUCUAUCCAUUACUGUUAUUAACAGAUAUGUCUUGAAAAUGAACUGGAUUAUUUUAAACUGUCUGUUUUGGGCUUUAAAUAAUCUGUACAUUGCCUUUGACCACAAUCAUCAAUUUCCACCAUCUUUGCUUGACGCCAUUAUUGACUGUAAUGCUGUUCACAUAUGAGUGAAACAUCAACAUGUCUGUAUGUACUUGCUAGUAUAUAAAUAUAUGAAUGAGCAUUGAUUGAGUGGCGCUCACUAUAAACAAUAAAUAUUUUAAAAAUGCA